This is a messenger RNA of Striga asiatica, 708 nucleotides long. The record is from the annotation of a GenBank genome assembly. NCBI's taxonomy places the organism in Eukaryota, Viridiplantae, Streptophyta, Magnoliopsida, Lamiales, Orobanchaceae.
AUGUCCUCAACUUGUAUAAAAUCGAUACACAGAUGUACCUUAAAACCGGGAUCAAUAUAUGCAUACGUCGAAGAGGAGAUUCAACCACGACACAACAUUUUCGAAGAAGAACAAUCUUCUGAUCACGACCAAGGAAUUUGCACAAGGAUCUCACCCGAGGGCGAAGAAUCUGCUUUCGAAUAUGUAGAGGCUGUUCUACUCGGCUCAGGUCUGAACUGGGACGAGUUCCUGCUGAGGUGGCUUUCCUCGUACGAAAUCCUCGACUCCUCACUAUUCGACGAGGUUGAGCUGUUCUCAAGCCGGCCCCACCACGACCAGAAACUCCUGUUCGACUGUGCCAACGAGGCUUUAGAGGAGGUUUGCAAGGAUUACUUUGGGUGCUUUAAUGGAAAAUCGAGAAGUACUAAAACUAAUGUUCGGCCGUUGCCUAAAGGGAUGGACCUCAUUCAUGAUGUGUGGGAAAGAGUCGAAAAGCGCCUUCUUCAUAAUAAUUCACAGUCUCUACCUCUCGACGGGCUCUUGAAGAGGGACUUGGUGGGGUCCACCGAAAACUCGGAUGUUGAGCUUAUUGUGCAAGAAGUUGAGGAGAUAAUUUUUGAUGAGUUGGUGGAUGAAAUUUUUUUAGGGUGUUUUCGGGAUUGUGCUUUCGAGCGUGAGUUUGACGUGUGUUAUAGUGAGUCCACAAACAUCAAGGAUGUCGAUUCGUAG